Molecule: messenger RNA, 1137 nt
Organism: Pseudozyma flocculosa PF-1
Lineage: Eukaryota; Fungi; Basidiomycota; Ustilaginomycetes; Ustilaginales; Ustilaginaceae
Exons: 1
Coding region: 1-1137 (378 amino acids)
Source: RefSeq, a predicted model, not a curated record
AUGCCGUGGCGCACGCUUGGCGCCCUCCUCUUCGUGGUGUCGACCCUCGUCCUCUGCCAUGUCGUUCGCGCUCCCGCCGUCGAGCCAGAGGCGCUCGAGUCGUCCUUCUGGAACGCCCUCGCCGAAGGAGGGCCGCUCGCCGAAGGCCUCGAAGCCCUGACCCGCAACGACAGGUAUCCCCACCACGACGCCGCGCACGCCUUUGACCCCGCUCCGCUCGACGAACAGGGCCUCUACCACCACCACCACUUCGAUUCCGCCCUGACCAAUCAACCUGCGCCUGUCCCUCCUCCAGCUCCAGAGAGGGCCCAGACUCCCCCCCACAGUCCGGAGUCGCUCGACUCUUCGACGACCUCGUCCAGCUCCGGUUCCAGCGGACGAGCGAUUCCGUUUCGCAAGACCAGGGCUCUGACGCCCGAACAGCUGCUCGUCUCUGCGCCGCUGGCGGACCUCUUCGACCUGGCUCAGCUGCGCGUGUCGACGACCAUCACCUCGCCGAUACCUUGGCUCUACAGCUACGACCAUCCGUCGGCCUUUGUCAUCGCUCCGGGGGUGGCGAACCUCGAACGCAAGCAGCUCUGGCUGAACGGCGUCGGACGGCCGAGGGACCUGUUUGCGGCCACCGACGAGGAGCGCCACCUCGUCAUGCUCAAGUACGUCGCCGACCUGCGCAGCUACUACCAGGGCAGCCCGGCCAGCCGCCAACAUCCGCACUGGGUCGACACCGACGCGCUGCAGCCGCCGUUCGAGCACGAGGUCCAGUACGAGCGCUCGCGCAAGCUCUCCUCGGGCGGCUUUGGCCCGAGGGGGCCCGUCACCGCGUACCUCGUCAACGGCGACAUGCUCGUCACCUUCCGCUCGCUCAGGAAGGCGCCCGAAUACUCGCAGUGGCUGACGGGCUCCGGGUCCCUCUUCCACGUCGUCGCGGUCCACUACCCUCCCGACGUCAGGAUGCCCGCGGUCGAGGUCGGCGUCUUGGCGACGCCCUAUGGCGCCAACCUCCAGAGCGUCCACCAUCCCGCCAUCCACGCUGAUCUGGGCGACAUCGUGCUCCGUAGCCACCCCACCCUCGUCGCGCCGCAUGCACAGGCCGCAGCGAGCGCCCGCAGCGUGAUGACGCUCUCGGAUUCGCCGUGA